AUGCCUGGCCGUGCCAACCUACGGCAUGGCAUCGACCGCGAUGUCUACCAGCUCGUCCUGAAACUGGAGAUUGAGGAGGAAGACAGGCGAGAGGCCAUCAUCGAGAAGGAAGGCAAGAACAGCAAAAACCUGUCGAGCAGGCGAGGGCUCUCAGUCUCAUCCGUUUACGACUCAAUAAAACGGUCCAACUCGAGUCUUGCACGCCAAAAGAAGAAGCUACUGGAGGACUCCAUCGAGCGGGUGCUCGACUUACGACGAGAGGAGGCCAAAAAGGACGCGGUCGAGGAUUCGGACGAUGCAAUUGAGGCGGCGGAGGAGGCCGAAGCGGCCAAGAGAAACAAGUCGGCCGAGGCGAUGGCUACAGGGUUUCUGAACAAGCAGAUUGCGAAGGCGUGGGGUUUGGCCGCGCCGAAGCUGCCUGCGACGAUGGCAGUGAGUGGUGAAGGUGUGGCGGUGGUAGAAAAUGGCGGAGGGGAGGCGGGUGCCGCUGGUGAAGGGGGAGCGGGCUCAGUUCCACAAACCCCCGGACUCGGAGCGGUUGCUGUAGCUCCAGGAUCAUCUGAGAGACAGGCGAAUGGAGAGCCUAGGGGAAAGAAGAGAAAGGCGGAGAAGAUAUCGAAGGAGAAGGAGGUCGACCGGUCGCCGCCCACGGGCAUCUCCAUCAAGGACAUUGCCGGUGUGGAUGAUACCUUGGACAAGCUUCUACACGAGGUGUGGUUCCCGCUUUGUGCGGGUGAGGCCUGCGCCAAGAUGGGAUACCGUUACGACAAUGGCGUGCUCCUCCACGGCCCUUCGGGCUGCGGCAAGACCACGCUUGCUCACGCCGUGGCUGGCAGCGUUGGCGCCGCCUUCAUUCCCGUCUCUGCGCCUUCUAUCGUCGGCGGCACCUCGGGCGAGUCAGAAAAAAAUAUCCGUGAUGUCUUCGAUGAAGCGAUCCGUCUCGCCCCGUGCCUCAUCUUUAUCGACGAAAUCGACGCCAUUGCUGGCAAGCGUGAGAGCGCUAAUAAGGGCAUGGAAGGCCGCAUCGUAGCGGAAAUUAUGAACGGCAUGGACCGCAUCAAGCAGCAGACACCCCUUGGCAAGAAUGUCGUCGUUCUAGCCGCCACCAACCGUCCGGACUUUUUGGAUCCCGCCAUCCGUCGCCGCUUCAGCGCCGAGAUCGACAUGGGCAUGCCCAACGAGCGCGCCCGCGAGCACAUCCUCAAGUCCCUCUCUCGCGACCUCAACGUGGCCGACGACGUCAAUUUCGCCGAGCUUGCCAAGCUAACACCCGGCUACGUUGGUUCCGAUCUGCAGUACGUCGUCAAAGCCGCCGUGUCCGAAUCCUUCCGUGGAAGUCUCGACGCCCUCCUCGAAAAGGCGCGCCAACUGCGCGCUGCCGCUGCAGAAGCCGCCACUGCCGCUAUCACCUCCGACUCCCCCGAGGGCCACGAAGAGCAACAAAAACAGAUUCAAAAGGAACUCGACGACACCCUCACCGGCAUCUCCCAAAAACAGCGCGACUGGCUCCUCCUCGAGGACCACCGCCAAGCCUCAUGGUCCGACAGCUGCAUCACCAUGGCCCAAUUCCGCCUCGCCGUCUCCCGCGUGCAGCCGGCCUCCAAGCGUGAAGGCUUCAGCACGAUUCCUGACACCACGUGGGCGCAUGUGGGCGCUCUGGACGAAGUCCGCAAGAAGCUCGAGAUGAGCAUCAUCGGCCCCAUCAAGCGGCCCGAACUUUUCACCAAGGUGGGCAUCAAACCGGCCGCCGGCAUUUUGCUCUGGGGUCCUCCAGGCUGCGGUAAGACGCUGGUCGCCAAGGCCGUAGCCAACGAGUCCAAAGCCAACUUCAUCUCCAUCAAGGGUCCCGAGUUGCUGAAUAAGUAUGUGGGCGAAUCCGAGAGAGCAGUCCGCCAGCUUUUCGCGCGCGCCAAGUCUUCGGCCCCCUGCAUCUUGUUCUUUGACGAGAUGGACGCCCUGGUGCCCAAGCGCGACGACUCGCUCUCCGACGCCAGCGCCCGCGUCGUCAACACCCUGCUCACGGAGCUUGACGGUGUUGGCGACCGCAGCGGUAUUUACGUCAUUGGCGCUACGAACAGGCCAGACAUCAUUGACGAGGCGAUCAGAAGACCGGGCAGAUUGGGAACGAGCAUCUACGUCGGCUUACCCAGCGCCGAGGAUCGGGUGGACAUUCUCCGGACACUUUACAGGAACUCGAUUGCGAGGGCCAAGGCUUCCCAGGCGGCUGCUGCUCCUCCUCCUCGUCCUACGCCUACUACGACACCCGCUGUGGAGGGAGACGUAAUGGAUAUCGAUGGCGGCUCUGGCGCUGUCCUGCCAGGCCAACAAACGCCCUCGGCCACCGCGGCCGCUAUGGACGAGACCAUGCAGCAGGCAGAGAAGCAGCUGGAGCGUGUUGCGCUUGAUUUGCGCUGCACCGGCUUCUCGGGUGCCGAUCUGGGCAACUUGAUGCAGGCGGCUGCCCAGGCUUGUUUGGAGAGGGCGUACCUGAGCCAGAUGUACCAGUCUAAUAAGGAGAGUGGUACGCCAACGGAGGAGGAGAAGGUGACGGAUAUGGUGGCUAACCCGGUCAUCACUCCGGAGGACUGGGAGAAGGCGCUGAACGAGGUGAAGCCUAGUGUGAAAGAUCCGGAAAAAUAUGUCCAUAUUGAUUAGCAGAUGAGAAGGGAUUGCAAUAUGGCGUUCUAGGGUUUAUAAAAAUGGUCUUGAUGCUUUGAUUAUACCUAUAGAUUUAUUUGGGUAUCGGAAACAUGAAAAUUGCCGAUUAUGGUAGGCAUGUUGCGAG
This is a messenger RNA of Neurospora tetrasperma FGSC 2508, 2785 nucleotides long. RefSeq lists its product as uncharacterized. Bases 1 to 2655 code for a protein of 884 amino acids. Gene Ontology annotation, biological process: ribosome biogenesis. The transcript has a single exon. Gene Ontology annotation, cellular component: nucleus. The record is from RefSeq and is a predicted model, not a curated record. Gene Ontology annotation, molecular function: RNA binding; ATP hydrolysis activity; preribosome binding. NCBI's taxonomy places the organism in Eukaryota, Fungi, Ascomycota, Sordariomycetes, Sordariales, Sordariaceae.